CGCCACAGCGCCGAGGCCUCGCAGGAGCUGCUGCGCUGGGGGCUCCGCCUGGACCUCGACAUCCACAGGACCGAGGGCCGCAUCCUGCCCAUGGAGAGGAUCAAACUGCACAGCUCCUUCAUGCCCACCGAGGACCUCAGCUGGAACAAGGAGGUCGUGAGAGAAGCCUCCAUCUCGACGAACCUGGCCAAGGACCUGGUGUCUGCCAUGGAGAGCGUGUGCGGCCCCGUCGGGAUGCACAUCAGCCGCCCUGCCCUGGUGGAGCUGAAGGACGAUCGCAUCGAGACCUACGCCAAGACCAUCCGGAGCAUGUUGAACAGUGAGGACAAGGUGCAGAUUCUCCUGUGCAUCAUCUCUGGCAGCCGGGAGGAUCUGUAUGCAGCCAUCAAGAAGCUGUGCUGCGUGCAGUGCCCGGUACCCUCCCAGGUGAUCAAUGCGCAGAACCUCAGCGGGCAGCCGGGCAAGAUGCGCAGCGUGGUGCAGAAAGUCUUGCUGCAGAUGAACUGCAAGCUGGGGGGCGAGCUCUGGGGGGUCGACGUCCCCCUGAAGCAGCUGAUGGUCAUCGGCAUGGACGUCUACCACAACCACAGGAAAGGGAUCCGCUCCGUCCUCGGCUUUGUGGCCUCCGUCCCCAGCGUCCUCACCAGGUGGUAUUCCAGGGUGGUUUUCCAGAUGCCGCACCAGGAGAUCGCCGACAGCCUCCGGCUCUGCGUGGCCGAUGCGCUCCAGCACUUCCAUGAGAUGAACCACUGCUUGCCCAAGAAGAUCGUGGUGUACCGGGACGGCGUGUCCGACAGCCAGCUCGACACCGUGCUCAAGUACGAGAUCCCGCAGAUGCAGAAGUGCUUCGACACCUUUGAGAACUACGAGCCGGGCAUGGUGGUGGUGGUGGUGCAGAAGCAGAACAGCACCAACUUCUACACCCUGACAGAGGAGCAGUUCGUGUCCCCUCCGCCGGGGACGGUCAUUGACCACACGGUCACCAGCUCCCAGUGGCAGGAUUUCUUCCUGCUGGCCCAUCACUCGCGGCAGGGCUGCAGCAUCCCCACGCGCUACAUCUGCUUGCUCAACACGGCCAACCUCAGCUUCGAGCACAUGCAGAGGCUCACGUUCAAGCUGUGCCACCUCUACUGGAACUGGCCGGGCACGGUGCGUGUCCCGGCGCCCUGCAGGUACGCGCACAAGCUGGCCUUCCUGUCGGGGCAGGUCCUGCACCACGAGCCCAGCGCCCAGCUCUGCGACAAGCUCUUCUUCCUCUGA
This is a messenger RNA of Nestor notabilis (Kea), 1260 nucleotides long. Its product is annotated as piwi-like protein 2. The annotation marks the transcript as partial. Gene Ontology annotation, cellular component: P granule. Gene Ontology annotation, molecular function: piRNA binding. Lineage: Eukaryota; Metazoa; Chordata; Aves; Psittaciformes; Psittacidae. The record is from RefSeq and is a predicted model, not a curated record. Gene Ontology annotation, biological process: regulatory ncRNA-mediated gene silencing. The transcript has 10 exons.